GCGCCUGCGCCUGUGGUCGAGGAUGGGUUGGUGGCGGGUCCGGGUUUGCCGGCUGGCGCUGUGGGCGGCGGGCGAUGGUUGGACUGAUUGAGCCGGGCCGGGUUGGGCCGCACAGCUGGAGGAGGUGGCCGUGAGCGGCGGCGGAGGUUGCGGGGUUCGAUUUGGCUGACUGAGGAGUCGGCAGCUUCCGAUCUUGCAGUUGGAUCCUCUUGAGCGGAGCUCCAGGGUGUGCAUCAUCUUGGAUUUCCUGUGCAACCACGUGGUGGAAUGAGCCAUGCGGGGCCAGCGGAGCCUGCUGCUGGGCCCCGCCCGCCUCUGCCUGCGCCUGCUUCUGCUCCUGGGCUACAGGCGCCGCCGCCCACCUCUGCUCCGGGGCCUGGUACAGCGCUGGCGCUAUGGCAAGGUCUGCCUGCGCUCCCUGCUCUUCAACUCCUUUGGUAGCAGUGACGCUGCUAUCGAUGCUGCCUUUGAGCCCAUCUACUGGCUGGUGGACAACAUGAUCCGCUGGUGUGGGGUGGUGUUUGUGGUGCUGGUGAUCGUGCUGACCAGUUCCAUUGUGGCCAUUGCCUACCUAUGUGUCCUGCCCCUCAUCCUCCGAACCUACUCAGUGCCCCGACUCUGCUGGCAUUUCUUCUAUAGUCACUGGAAUCUGAUCCUCAUCGUCUUCCAUUACUACCAGGCCAUCACCACUCCACCUGGAUACCCACCCCAGGGCCGGACUGAUAUCGCAACAGUCUCCAUCUGUAAGAAGUGCAUUUACCCCAAGCCAGCUCGAACACACCACUGCAGCAUCUGUAACAGGUGUGUGCUGAAGAUGGAUCAUCACUGCCCCUGGCUAAACAACUGUGUGGGCCACUAUAACCAUCGGUACUUCUUCUCUUUCUGCUUUUUCAUGACUCUGGGCUGUGUCUACUGCAGCUACGGAAGUUGGGACCUUUUCCGGGAGGCUUAUGCUGCCAUCGAGAAAAUGAAACAGCUCGACAAGAACAAACUGCAGGCGGUUACCAACCAGACUUAUCACCAGACCCCACCACCCACCUUCUCCUUCCGAGAAAGGGUAACGCACAAGAGUCUUGUCUACCUCUGGUUCCUGUGCAGUUCUGUGGCACUUGCCCUGGGUGCCCUAACUGUAUGGCACGCUGUUCUCAUCAGUCGAGGUGAAACUAGUAUCGAAAGGCUCACCAACAGGAAGGAGAGCUGUCGGCUGCGGGCCAAGGGCAAAGUUUUUAGGAAUCAUUACAACUAUGGCUGCUUGGACAACUGGAAAGUAUUCCUGGGUGUGGACACAGGAAGGCACUGGCUUACUCGGGUGCUGUUACCUUCCAGUCACCUGCCCCAUGGGAACGGAAUGAGCUGGGACCCCCCUCCCUGGGUGACCGCUCACUCAACCUCUGUGAUGGCAGUGUGAGCUGGAUUAUGUCAGCCACAACGUGAGCAUCACUCUGCUUCCUGUGUUGUCUCAACGGCCUCCAAGGGUAGCUUCUUGGAAUCCCCUUGAGCAUAAAGAACCAGUGGGCCUGCCUUAGGGUACCAUGCAGGGACAGCUCAAGGACCCAUCUCCUGGCCACUGCAGAAGCAAGGCACCAUGUGGGAAAAUCCUAGGACUGAUGUCCCUUUACUCAGGCAAACAGACGCUCCAGCCCCAGCCUGGAGAUUAGGCAGCUAGCAACCUUGCCAGGUGCUGACCCCCACCCUCCUCCAGGUCACAGCACUGGGGUUGGCCACCACCUCUUCCACUUGCUGUCUGAGAAAACACCUGAAUGGUAGAGCUGAGAUCCUGGCUUCUCAACAGGGCAAAGAUACCAGGCCUACUGCUGAGGUCACUGCCACUUCUCACAUGCUGCUGAAGGGAGCAAAAAUAAAGGUAUUUGAUUUUUAAAGGUA
Messenger RNA from Equus quagga, 1884 nucleotides. RefSeq names its product zinc finger DHHC-type palmitoyltransferase 16 (gene ZDHHC16). Gene Ontology annotation, molecular function: palmitoyltransferase activity. The coding region runs from base 275 to 1408 and encodes 377 amino acids. NCBI's taxonomy places the organism in Eukaryota, Metazoa, Chordata, Mammalia, Perissodactyla, Equidae. Gene Ontology annotation, cellular component: Golgi apparatus. The transcript is spliced from 13 exons. Gene Ontology annotation, biological process: protein palmitoylation. The record is from RefSeq and is a predicted model, not a curated record.